AUGUCCACCGACAGGGCCAGCCCUGACCACUUUGGUGCCCUGGGCAAGAUUGAUGACGAGCUCAAGAAGUUCAAAGGUUGGCUCCACUGCAACGCUGAUGAGACCAGAUGUGAUCCCAACAGGGACACUGUCGGAACCUACGGAGGUGAAACUGUGGACAGUGACUGGCAAACUCACCUCUAUGCUGGGCUGAUGGAAAAAGUGUUGGCUGACAUCCCCAGACAGGAGUGUCUGGUUUACCUGGAUGACAUCUUGGUCCAUGGUAACACCUUCAAAGUGGCUUUGGAAGCCUUGCAGCGGGUUCUGCAGAGGAUAGCAGCGGCCGGACUGAAGCUCCACCCCGACCAGUGCUGCUUCAUGAGGAAGGACUUGGAGUUUCUGGGGCACAGGAUUGAAGGAGAGGCUGUACCCCUCUUUCGCCUGCAGCAGAAGGACAAUGAUUUCAUUUGGACAGCAGAUUGUGAGCAGGCCUUCAGCUCUUUGACGAAGGCCUUGACAGAGUCCCCCGUCCUCACCCCCCCAGUCCCUGACUUGCCGUUCGUUCUGGACAACGACGCCAGCGAUGUGGGGAUGGGAGCAGCUCUGCUCAUUGCGAGUCAGACCAAGUGCUCUCAUCAACACAGGGAUUACCUGGAGGACUUCAUGUUGCGUAAGAAUCAAGUCCGUGGCAGCAUGGAGUCAUUCAAUAUGACCUAUAAUGAUGUGGUCUUUCUCUGCAAGUCAGAUAAUGAUGUAUUAUGUGCUUUAUUAUAUGUUUUUCUUACCUCAUUGACUCUUAUCACAGUAUUUGGAAACCUUCUUGUCAUAAUCUCCAUUGCUUACUUCAAACAGCUUCACACUCCUACAAACUACCUCAUCCUCUCUCUGGCUGUGCUUGACCUGCUAAUAGGGGCUGUGUUGUUUCCUUUAAAUAUGACAUACACAUCAUCCACGUGCCUAUAUCACAUCACUUUGCAAUGUUUAAUACGAGGCACCAUUGAUUUUAUGUCAAGCAUAAUUUCCAUUCUGAACCUGUGCUGUAUUGCUGUUGACAGAUAUUAUGCAGUGUGUCAUCCUCUGUUGUACAAAACUAAAAUAACUCUGAAUUCUGCUGUGACAAUGACCCUGGGGUGCUGGGGUUCAUCUGUGUUAGGUGGAUUGCUUUACUUUGGACUGGGGAUAACUAAUGAUUCAUGUGAUGAUCUCUGUUUCAAACUUCUCCUUAUUUUGAGUGCUUUUACAUUUUAUAUUCCAACAGUAGUUUUGCUUUGUAUUUACGCUAAAAUCUUCAUGGUUGCACAGAAACAGGCUCGCAGCAUCCAGAAUGCAGCCUCUCAGCUCGGAGCCACUGACAGGAAGAUGGAGAAUAAGGCCACCAAAACUCUCGCCGUUGUUUUGGGAUUAUAUAUACUAUGCUGGGCUCCUCUUUUAGUUUCUUAUCCCUUGAAUGACUUGAGUCGUUUUGUUCAAAAUCUGAUUGAACCAUUUAACUGGUUUGCUCUGUGUAAUUCAAUGUUCAAUCCCUUUAUUUAUGCUUUCUUUUACAGAUGGUUUCGAUCAGCUAUCAGAAUGAUCAUUUCUGGAAAAAUAUUUCAGGGCAACCUUGCAAAUACAAAACUGCACUGA
This is a messenger RNA of Stegastes partitus (bicolor damselfish), 1605 nucleotides long. Lineage: Eukaryota; Metazoa; Chordata; Actinopteri; Pomacentridae. The record is from RefSeq and is a predicted model, not a curated record.